Molecule: messenger RNA, 4175 nt
Organism: Pseudonaja textilis
Lineage: Eukaryota; Metazoa; Chordata; Lepidosauria; Squamata; Elapidae
Source: RefSeq, a predicted model, not a curated record
GCGCUGCAAAAGCGAGCGAGCGAAAGCGACAAGAAGGGAGAGGAAGAGGAGGAGGAGGAGGAAGAGGCUGGGGGGGAAGAAGGGGGAGGUGUAACACAUCCGACGAGCCGGCUGCAAUGGGCCUCAGCUAAUCCAGACCCUUCGGAGGAUCUGCCUUCCCGCUGCCACCGCCGUGGGUCAGAAGCUCCUUGGAUUCGGUUCUCCUCGCCGCCCCCACCGCCGGUUGGCCACAUUUUUCCUUCACACACAAUGAACGCUGCCUGCUAGAGAAGAAGCAGCGUGCCGCGCCGCCUUGCCCCUUUCGGGUUCUCGCGAUGUGAUUCUAUUGCGGCUGCUGGAGGUGAAGGAGGAAGAGGAGGCAGCGUGGCCGGGGGUGGGUGGGGGGGGUGGAGGAAGCCUGAGGCUAUGUGGUGUCAGCGACACCAGAAGAUUUGGUGAACCAUGAUGAAGACUGAGUCCCAUAAUACUCCUGGCGGCAGUGGCACCAGCAGCAGUGGGGGCAGCACCACCGGUGGCAAUGGGGCUGGAGGCAGCCUGAGGAGUGCUUCACCUCACCGGAACGCCUACGAAGCUGGCAUCCAAGCUUUGAAAGCCUCCAAGGAUGCCCUGGGCCAAGCUGACAGUGAGGAGGCCAAGAAAGCCAGGAACAAGAAGUAUGGGUCCAAUGUCCAUCGGAUCAAAAAUAUGUUCCUGCAAAUGGGCACUGCGCCUCCACCAGGGGAGGGAGCAGUUGAUCUGGCCAAGAUGAAGGAGAAGCCGGUCCGGUUGUCCUUGCCCCGGGCCAGCAGUCUGAACGAGAAUGUGGACCAUAGCGCGUUGUUGAAACUGGGCACCAGCGUAUCUGAGAGGGUGAGCCGGUUUGACUCCAAAACAGAUAAGCCAUUGUCCAAGCUCCAGGAGACACGGAAGAUCUUCGAGAGGAGCCUGCAGGAGAAGGAGACCACCAACAAACUGCUUCUGAGGAAAGAGAGAGCUGGCUUCCAAGACCGGAAGUUGGAUGUGGUGGUGAGAUUCAAUGGCAGCACAGAAUCCCUGGACAAGCUAGACACAGAGGCUGUGUCUCCCACUGUAAGCCAACUCAGUGCUGUCUUUGAAAAGGCUGACCUGAGGAAUAAUCUCCAUAAAGCCCCUGGCAAAGUUGGGCCUCUCAACUCCAAAAUUGUUAGCAAAAGGUCCAGGGUUUUCCUCCAGGCUCCAGAAGGAGGUGCCAAGGUGGAAACCAGGAAUAGUGAUGGGCCUGCACUCCAAGUGAGAGCAAGGUUGCCUGAGACUGACAAAGCCCAAAACAAGCUGGUUCCCACUGGGUCAGUAGCAGCAAAGCCAGGGGAUAAGGAUUCCAACAUGGGGCUACGUCCUCAGAAGGUCCAAGAAGUGCGCAAGAUCAAGCCUGUGGAAGUGGAAGAGAGUGGGGACUCUGAACAAGAGUUUGAGGCAGCUGAGGUGGCAGUGGCGGCAGCAGCAGUGGCAGAUGAGAACAGCAAGGUCUCUAAGGGAUCUGACCCUCUCAGGGCAGAGGUGAUUCAAGCUGAGGUCACAGUGCAUGCGGCCUUGGAAAAUGGCCAGCUGGGUGGUGAAAGAUACUUAGAAACUCCAGGCCCAUUGGCAGACACUUAUUGUGAGGAAGUGACCAAGGCUGAAGGACCAGAGGAGAAUGACCUGGGUGAUGAGUCUAAGAAGGAGGACUUCUCUGAGGCUGACCUGGUGGACAUUAGUGCCUACAGUGGACUGGGGGAGGAUUCGGGAGGGAGUGGGCUGGAUGAAGAUGAAGAUGGUGAUGGACUGUAUGCACCGGAAUCUAGCUGUGUCGAGAUCCCUGGGCUGUCAGAAGAGGAUGAGGCUGUUCCUAAUCGCAAGAUCCACUUCAGCACAGCCCCAAUACAGGUUUUUAGCACUUAUUCCAAUGAGGAAUAUGACCGCCGAAAUGAAGAUGUUGAUCCUAUGGCUGCCUCAGCAGAGUAUGAACUUGAAAAAAGAGUGGAAAGGCUGGAUCUCUUUCCUGUGGAACUGGAAAAAGAUUCUGAGGGUCUUGGGAUCAGUAUUAUUGGAAUGGGGGCUGGAGCUGAUAUGGGUCUAGAAAAGCUUGGCAUAUUUGUCAAGACUGUGACAGAAGGAGGAGCAGCUCAUCGAGAUGGCAGGAUCCAGGUGAAUGAUCUUAUCGUUGAGGUGGAUGGCACCAGUUUGGUGGGCGUGACUCAAAGCUUUGCAGCCUCUGUGUUGAGGAAUACCAAGGGUAGAGUCCGGUUCCUCAUUGGCAGGGAGAAGCCAGGAGAGCAGAGUGAAGUGGCGCAACUGAUCCAGCAGACCCUGGAACAGGAACGAUGGCAGCGAGAAAUGAUGGAACAGAGGUAUACCCAGUAUACAGAGGAGGACGAAGAAACAGGAGAAUAUGCUACAGAUGAAGAUGAAGAGAUGAGCCCCAUGUUCCCCAACAAUGAGAUGGCUAUUGAGGUUUUUGAAUUGGCUGAAAAUGAAGACAUGCUGUCUCCAGUGGAGAUGGAUCCCGAAAAGCUAGUGCAUAAAUUUAAGGAGCUUCAGAUCAAGCAUGCUGUGACUGAAGCCGAAAUAAAGCAGCUGAAAAGAAAGCUACAAUCAAUUGAACAGGAGAAAGCUCGCUGGCGCAUUGAGAAAGCCCAGCUGGAACAGAGUGUAGAAGAAAACAAGGAGCGGAUGGAGAAGCUGGAGGGAUACUGGAUGGAGGCUCAGAAUUUGUGCCAGGCUGUGGAUGAGCACUUAAAAGAGACCCAGGCCCAGUACCAGACCCUGGAAAGAAAAUACAGCAAAGCUAAGCGACUUAUUAAGGAGUAUCAACAGAAAGAAAUAGAGUUCCUCAAGAAAGAGACAGCUCAGCGUCGCAUCCAAGAGGAGUCGGAGUUGGCUCACAAGGAGGAAGUUGACAAGUUGCAAGAGAAGAUCUCUGAACUGGAGGCGAAGCUGCAGACUUUGAAAAAUUCCAACACGACUUAAAAAGAGAGAAAGAGAGAGAGAGAGCAGAAAAACAUAUAAACCAACCAGAGAAAUUAAUUCAUCUUAUUAUUAACUAUUAUUACUAUUAUUCGCAAGGGACAUUUUUAGAAUUUUCUUCCACCCAUGCCCAGUCUUUAUUCUUCCUCAUCCUGUGCCUCGUUCCCUUAAUUUUACUGCAGGGGAAAUACUGUAAAGCCCAGCACUGUCAGAAGAACUACUACAGAAAAAGUAGUAGAUGACCUUGUCAUCUGUUGAGUAUGAGGCUAUGAAAGACCAGGUGGGGUGGUGAAAUUCUAGAUGGACGGCAGAGACACAACCCACCUCUUGAUGGUGAUGAAUCAUUGUCAGUUUCUGUGUCUGGUGUGCGUCUUGUGUCAACUGGAGAAACAGAUCAUGGAGGGUGGGAAGAUGGUCAACUGUGUUCAGUGAUGUAUGUCUUCUGUCCCAUCUGCCUGAUGAGAAUCUUUACGGAUUGGGACUAAUGCCCCAUGUCUAUACAUUGACUUGUUGGCUCUUCAGUUGUGCAGGCAACUAGAACAUAGAAAGACUCUGCUGGUGACAAAUAAGGCCAGUGGUUUUCAUUUUGCUUCCUGAGUCUUAAUCUUUUGAGCUGGGUGGGGUGGAGGGUGGGACAUUUGUCUAGUUUUGAGAUGGGAAGAUCUUUAAUUUUCCAUCCUUUGGACAACUUGGAAUCCAUUGUUCUCUAUGUUUUGUGGUGGGAACUAUAUCUGUUUUCUAACAAGUGAGCCAGCAGGAGGUUUUGCUGACCAUCUUUGGGACAACCCUGUUGGCAACUGAAAAAGACAUCAUGAUUGACUUUUACAUCAGGGAAGAAGUAUCAGCCUGUUUUUCUUUUCCUCAUUACAUUUUAUUCAUAUUAUUUUGGAAGAUUCCUGGGAAUCUACAUUCUGGAGACUAACAAACUGGACUCUCUCAAAGAACUUGAGGGUUCAGACGUAAUUGCUGAGAGCAAAUAUAUCAAGGCAGCUGUAGCCAGGAAAUGAAGCCAGAAACUUUAGGAAAAUAUGGAACUGCCAUUCUGUAUUUGCAUCUCCAAAGGCCACCAGUUUGUGCUGGAUCCAUCUCACCACUGUCAGCAUCAGGGUUUGCUGGGGAAAUUGGAAUCUGGAACUAAUUAGGAGCAAAACGUGAAAACAAAGCCCUGGUGGUCAAAAGCAAAGUGUACAAUGAAUCUUGUCUUUUUAAUUUAA